This is a messenger RNA of Physella acuta, 4138 nucleotides long. Its product is annotated as centrosomal protein of 104 kDa. Gene Ontology annotation, cellular component: cilium. The record is from RefSeq and is a predicted model, not a curated record. NCBI's taxonomy places the organism in Eukaryota, Metazoa, Mollusca, Gastropoda, Physidae.
GAAUGAGAUUUAUCGUUGCCGCCAUUGUUAUCCAAUGUACACAACAUUUUGAAGCAAUGGUUGUCAAGUGUAAUGAAAAACCAAAACAAUAUGAUUUUUAAAAGAAGAAAAGUUGCAUUACAGAUCUGAAACUACUGUGAACGCGUGAGAGAUACUUGUUUACAAUGCCGCAUAAGUUGCAUUUCAAAGUAAUACAUGCUUCAGGACAAGAUGAUAUAUACAGAGCAAGUGAACUAAAUCAUCAUAGUCCAUUAACCAAAGGAUGGCAGUCAUCGAGAUUUUGUCUUUACCCUCAAGAUAUGGUUAUCCAGCUUGAAGCAAGGUCAAGGUUAAGAAAAAUUCAGAUUUUAUCCCAUCAGUACCUUAUACCAACCAAGAUCGAAUUUUUUGUUGGAGAUGUGCCAGAUGGGGCACCACUUACGCUAGAAAGUGCUAGAUAUGCCAGACUAGGGUAUGUUUCCCUAUCUGACAAUGAAAAAACAGGCUAUAAGGCAAGAGAACUCAAGUCAGUGCAUGUUGAUGCUGUCGGCCAUUUCCUCAAGUUAAACAUUCAUAAGAACCAUGUCAACAAACACAAUUUAUAUAAUCAGGUGGGAAUCAUCGCUAUCAACGUGAUAGGAGACUCUCUGCGACGAUCUUACGACUUCACAGAUCCAGAUCUCCUUUUAGAAGACAACAGAGUUGAAAGGGAUCCAGCUCUAGAAGGACUUUUCAAUAAGCCAGAUUACAUUUCACCCCUGGAUGAUCUUGCGUUUGAUAUGUACCAAGACCCUGAAAUAGCACAAAUAAUUCGACGGCUUGAAAGAAAAAAACAGGAAGCUGUGCUACAGGAGAGGUAUGACUACGCUAAGAGAUUAAAACAAGCUAUAACAGAAUUACAGAAGGCAGGAUUGGUAAACCACUAUUUGGGUGAAGAAUAUGAUUAUGAACGUUUGGUUGGUGAGAAGCUUGGGAAGAUGGAAGUUGAAAAGAGACAAGCAGUAGAAAAUGAAGACUAUGACAAAGCUAAACUGAAGAAGCUGCAGAUGGAUGAAUACAGAUUACAAAUUUAUAAAGACUUGAACUUAAAUGAUUUGUUGGAGUUAUCAGGGAGUCGGCACCCCCAGCACAUUGAUCUAGAGCCUGUUCAUCAUCCUGUUUACACAACACCCCCACCUCGACUAGAGGAGUUACCACCCCCUCCACCACCUCAGCAACCUAGAACACCCCCUCGCUACGAUGAAUGGCCUCUUCCACGCAAUAAGGCUGUUAUAGAAGCCUCAGAGGCUCCUGUAGAUGACCCUCCUCCUCCAUCUCCACUCCCCCUGGAAACCAAGCCAAAAGUCAGCACCCCCCAGACUCCACAGGACAAGAGGCUGCCCAAGUUGAAAGCUUUGAAUGUGGAUGAUGAGUUGCCACCAGAUCCUGACAUUAACCAAGAAGUUGAGCCGAUGACCGAAGUAGAUCUGAGGGAAGCAUCAACAGCCAUUGAUAUUUUUGGUCUUGGUCUGGUGUCAAAAGCCUACUCCAAGACGUGGUCCUACAGAGAGGAUGCCUUGACCGCAGUCCACCACCAGAUGCAGCAAAUGCCAACGGGAAACAAAGAGGAAGCCAAAUCCAUGAUGAGGGCGGCCAUCUUUCUGGUCAAGCGUGGUAUUGAUGACAAGGUUUAUGCUGUAUUCAAAGCUGCUCUAAAUCUUCUAAGGAUGAUUCUCACUGAGUUUGUUCCUAAGCACAAACUGGGCAAGGCUGAUGUGACCAAUGCUGUUGAGAAAAGUAUACCAAACCUUUUUCACAAGGCUGGGGACACGGCCGUCAGGAACAGGGAUGACGCUAAAAGCUUUGUUCUGGAUAUGGCCAGUUUUCCUGAGGUCAAGCCAACCCAAAGUUUAACACAUGAGUGUGUCAAACCUAUAAAGCUGACACUUGGUCCACGGCAUGCCCAAAGCAGAUGUGAAUUAGUUGAGUCGUUGUACCAGAAAUUCGGCCUGAAAAAUGGCCUGACCAUGGACAAUGUUAUGAAGUUCAAUGUGGAAGGUCUGAAUCACAAUGCUGGUGAAGUGAGAGAAGUCAUUGAGCGACUCAUUAAGUUAAUGUACAAAAACCAUGGAGCCCCAAUCAAGGAGUACUUGCCACCAGAUGAUGAAAAGACCAGAAAGAACACACUGUGGCGGCAACUCUUUGAAUAUUUUGACCAAGUGGAUGGGAAACCGUCAAGAUCUGAUAUAAAGAAACUUAAAGCAGAAGAAGAACAGAAAAAACAAGCAGAAAUUGAUGCAUUGCAUAAGCAGCUUCAACAACUUAGAGAAAUGAAUGCUGGGAAGGCACUCCGCAGUGACAGAAGCACUGAUCCUGUAGAUGCUUCAGUUUUGAAGAAUGAACCCACAAAGAAAGCGGGUCCUGUUAAGAAGAAACCAGACACCACAAAGCCUAAAAGCAAAGUGAAAACAAAGGCAAAAGAUGAUGACGAUGUUUCUAUGUUUACUGUUGAUAAUAUAUGUAUAUUCUGUGGUGAGAGAAAUGAAAGUUUUACAGAGGAAGGAUUAGACAUUCAUUACUGGAAGAACUGCCCAAUGCUGAAGAGGUGUACAAACUGCAAACAAGUUGUGGAGAUAGCCACAUACACUGACCACGUCCUGAAUGAAUGCGAGGCCAAGUCAAACUUCAGCAAAUGCCCUCGUUGUUCUGAGGCAAUACCCAAACCAGAGUAUGAUCAGCAUGUGUCUGAGAAGUCUUGUAAUCCCUCCAAGUCUGGAACCAACCACUGCCCGCUGUGUCAUGAGAAUAUAUCAGCGGGGGAAGAUGGAUGGAAGGAUCAUCUCAUGAGCCGUACAGGAUGUAAACAAAAUCCCCGGCGCCUUCUGGCACUCAACAAACCUGCAGGUGGGCCAGUUGGAGCAAAAGCAGCAACAAGAGGGAGAGGAGGAAAGGCAGGCGCAGUUCGAGGGGGAAAAAAAUAAAAACAGUUUAGAAUUAAAAUACAUAUUUUAGGGAUAUAUUAAUUUAAAUAAAUUACAUACAUAUAUAUAUAAAUAUAUAUAUAUAUAUAUAUCUUUUACCUAUUUGACGGCCCUUAUACCAAUACUUAUUUAUAGCACUUUUAAUUGAAACCUAAUUAUUUAAUUAAAACGAUCCCUUAAUAACAUGACCCAACAUUUAAUUUUUGAAAAACCAAAACAUGCAGUGAUUAAAGUUUAUAUGGAAAUCUUACAAAAAUUAUAGAAUGUUACUGAUUCAGUUUUCUUCAAGACAAAACAUUGAAGCAUCAAUAAUUGCAAACUGUUUAAAUACAAGUGUGCCUUCCAUUGCUUUAAAAACUUUGCCUUUAGAAAAUGUUACUGCUUUUUUUUUUUACUGUAAAUAUAUAUAUUUUUAAAUUGUUGUAAAAUUGAUGGAGUGUUUUAGUCAUUUUUUUUUUUCAUCUGCACAAUGUAUUUUUAAGCCGGCUGCUGUUUUGAAAAUGAUGCUUUCAUUUUAUCAAAUUUUAAGUUAGGAAAAAAAAUAUCUGGCUCUUCGUUCAGUGUGUCAGAAAGUGGUAGUUCCACCUGUGGCUAAUUCUUGUAAGUUUAUUAACAGUUGAUUCCAAUUUUUUUGACCAAUUUGUGUUCUGUUUAAUGUAGUUUUUCUUUUUUCCUAUAUAUAACAAAGGCAUUUUAAGACUUAAUCACAAUUGUUCUUUUUAAAAUAAGUUGAAUAUCAUUUUAGGCCCUUCUGUAUUUUUAUUUUAAAAAACUGAACAUUUAAAGGUAAAUUCUGAAAUAAUACACACACAUGUGUCCUAAGUCCAGAAUAAUUUUUUUCUGACUUAAAAAAAUCUCUGUAUUUGUAUUAUGCAAAACUCCACAUGCACAGUAGAAUUUUUUUUCAUUUUCCACUUCAUAGAAUAAUUUUUUUAAACUAGUUGCCUGCUUCACAAAAAAAAAAGGUCUCCAAUCUACUCAAAUUUAUUUUAAAUGUAAAAUUAGCUUGUGUUUAUAAAAUGGAUCAGUACAUUGGCUGACAUGUUAACAUUCCAUUAAUAUAAAUUGAUGUAUGAUUAAAAACUUUACUAUCAAUUUUAACUUUUAUGUAUAUUUAUUUACUGUAUAUUCUUUAUUACUAUUAUUAUUCUUUAUGCAUUGUGUCAUAUUUUAACUGAUUCAGAAUUAGGAAAAUACAA